CCCUGUCUUCUCCCUGUUUCCCCUCCUACUCCUUUAUCCCCUCCCUCUGUCUCAGUUCUGCAGUAAUCUGGGCUGAAGCACAUUCCUGCUUUUCCAGGCAUUCUGUUAAGGAUGUAUUGUGGCUUUUGUUUGGAUUGCAGCAUACACAAUUACAGCUGUUUAGAGGACCCUCAUUACAACUCCUGCUGAAGUUCCUAAUCUUCCUCCCUUCUCUUCUGCCCCUUCCCCUACCCUCAAUUGGCCUGAAGACAUUAUCCCCAGAGUUUAUCUUACUCUCCUGGUGCUAUGUGUAUGGUGAACCUGCCACUAUGGCCACAUCUGGGACUGGCCAGACAACUGCUGCUGGCUCUCGCUAUUCCAAGAAGGAUUUAAAGGGGAAUUGUACUGCAGGCAAUGCACCAGAGCAGCAGCAUCAGGAUCGUGGGGACUAAGGCUCCUCUGACAUUAUUACACAUGCACAGAGCUGACCGCAAUGACAGCAGUUGCUCCUUUGAACUGCCAGCAGCAGCCAAGUGGCAGCAUGAAGUGAGAGAUCACUCCUGAGCUCAAGAUGAACUUCACCUUGGAUGGUAAUCAGAGCAGCCGCCCCUUUUGCCUCUUGGCAUUUGGUUAUUUGGACACUGUUGAUUUUUGCCUUUUGGAAGUGCUGAUUAUUGUCUUUCUCACCGUAUUGAUCAUUUCUGGCAACCUCAUUGUGAUUUUUGUAUUUCACUGUGCACCUCUGUUGAACCACCACACUACAAGUUAUUUCAUACAGACGAUGGCGUAUGCUGACCUUUUGGUUGGGGUUAGCUGCCUGGUUCCUUCUUUUUCUCUCCUACACUACCCGCUUCCAGUAGAAGAGUCGUUGACUUGCCAGAUAUUUGGUUUUGUGGUAUCAGUUCUGAAGAGUGUCUCCAUGGCUUCUCUGGCCUGCAUCAGCAUCGAUAGAUACAUUGCUAUCACUAAGCCUUUGAUCUAUAAUACCCUGGUGACACGCUGGAGACUGCGCCUGUGCAUCUUACUGAUUUGGCUGUAUUCCACUCUGGUCUUCCUGCCUUCCUUUUUCCACUGGGGCAAACCUGGGUAUCAUGGAGAUGUCUUUCAGUGGUGUGCAGAAUCUUGGUAUACCAACCCAUACUUCACCAUGUUCAUUGUGAUGAUGUUGUAUGCCCCAGCAGCCCUUGUUGUGUGCUUCACCUAUUUCAACAUCUUCCGAAUAUGCCAACAGCACACAAAGGAAAUCAGUGAAAGGCAAGCCCGUUUCAGCAGCCAGAGUGAGAAGGCUGGCGAAGUGCAGGCUGGCCCCGAUAAACGCUAUGCCAUGGUCCUCUUCCGAAUCACUAGUGUAUUUUAUAUCCUCUGGCUGCCGUAUAUUAUAUACUUUUUGUUGGAGAGCUCUACUGGCUUCAGCAACCACUUGGCAUCCUUCUUGACCACCUGGCUUGCUAUUAGUAACAGUUUCUGCAACUGUAUCAUUUAUAGUCUCUCCAACAGCGUCUUCCAGAGGGGAUUAAAACGCCUCUCAGGGGCCAUGUGUACUUCUUGUGGGAGGGAGACCACAGACAAGGAUCCUUACACAGUUAGAAGUAAAGGCCCCCCUAAUGGAUGCCAGGUGUAAAGUGGCACAGAUAUUGGGUCACUGUGUGUGUACAUGUUUGUGUGUAUGUGCAUUUUCUUUUUUUAUUUCUUUUUAUAUCUAGUUUACUAGGAAAUCUGGGACAAAAUAAUUUGAUGUUCAGCAAUCCCAUAGAAUGGUCCAUCCAAAGUAACCCUCCAAGCAUACAGAAAAUGUUUUUCUAAACAAUAUAUUUAAACCAGAAAAAUCAGGACCACAAAAAUAAAAAUUCUUCUGGUUUCAGUUUUUGAAAUGCCUUGAAAAUGACUCCACUUCUUAGAUUUAAAAUAAAUAAAGGCCCAUCUAACACCUCUCUUAAACUGGCAUGACUGAUUCUGGGUGUGAAAAGCUUCAACAUUUUAAAAAGUCAUCAUUUUCUUGACCCACUCUGGGUUCUUUCCAGCUGUUCGAGUUCCAUGUGCAGAUGAUUUAUUUUAAGAUAGACUGAUGAAUUAACCCAGAUUAUAUGUGAGGGGGCUUCAAACAGUUCCUGGGAAAAUGGAAUUAAAAGGAAAUAAAAUUUUGUGAGCAUUCUGGAGCCCCUCCGUGUGUACACGUGCGUUCCAAAACAUACCUGAUGAUAACUUCUAGCACUGUCAUUUAGAAAGCUUAAUGUUUUAUUCUCUUGAGAGAAUUCUCAUUAGGGGGAAUGUGAACAUUUAAAUAAUUUCAGAAUGUUACACUCAACAGUGAAGCAGAAGUGCAUCCAAAUCAUAUAAUUUCUGAAAAACUGAGUUACUCUUUGUGCCCUACUUCACAGAGAUCUAAAGAAAUGUGUGCAUAGACAUGAAAGUGUUGUGGUAUUUGUGCCUUACCUUUGUUUUAUAUGUGUAUUGAGAAUAUGUGAAUUGAGUUGGAUUUCUAUUUUACAACAAAUAACUGAUAGGCUGAUGGCUGUAAUUUUUAUAAUGGUAAAAUAUAUACAAGGUGCCUUCUGUUCUAGCUAUAGAAAAAAAUUGGCAUUAUAGAACAUCAAAGAGAAGAAUAUUAUGAGAAAAUGAAUAAAAGAUAUAUACUGUUUUAAUUAGUUCAUUUUUUAAAUGCAAGGGUGGUUUCUUUGUGGUUAAAUUGAAUCUAUAGAAGCAGCUCAUUUCAGAAAACUUCUUUUUAUUGAAUAUUAAUGAGUCCCCCCUUGAAGGAGGGAUGAAGAUGUCUGGCUAAUCCCCGUCUCCUUUUCUUGUUGUUAUUUUCUUCCUGGGGGGAUGUAGCGAGGAACCCUUUGGGACACAUUUCUUCCCUUAGGAGUACUCUAUUUUCUUUUUUAGCCAAACUUCUCACCAAAGCCAUAAAAUUUAUUAUUGUUCUCUAGCUGUGUUAGUGAGAAUGAUGCAUUUAUAUGGAGUAGUGAUAAUUUGUUCAUAAAAAUGAAUGGAAGGGGUUUAUUUUUGAAAAAGAGGGGAUUCCCAGCAGUUCCAGGCAUUCCCAGCAGUUCCA
Molecule: messenger RNA, 3031 nt
Organism: Echinops telfairi (small Madagascar hedgehog)
Lineage: Eukaryota; Metazoa; Chordata; Mammalia; Afrosoricida; Tenrecidae
Gene: GPR21
Product: G protein-coupled receptor 21
Exons: 2
Coding region: 551-1600 (349 amino acids)
Biological process (GO): G protein-coupled receptor signaling pathway
Cellular component (GO): membrane
Molecular function (GO): G protein-coupled receptor activity
Source: RefSeq, a predicted model, not a curated record